Rotaria sp. Silwood1 is the source of this 753-nucleotide messenger RNA. The record is from the annotation of a GenBank genome assembly. Lineage: Eukaryota; Metazoa; Rotifera; Eurotatoria; Philodinida; Philodinidae.
AUGAGUCGAUUUCUCGACAUUGAUCUUAAUGACAAGAGAAUUUCACUAAACUAUGGUUAUAGAGGUCAAUCAUUACUUUCACUUGAACAUGCUCUUGAACCUAUUGUGCCUCGUAUUGAUCAUUUGCGUCAAUAUAUCAAGGAAGCUUUAGAAAAAUGCCAUUUUCCAUCCGAACACAACCUUACACAUGACGAAUCAGCCUCGAUUUAUCUUUAUACCAUGGAAUGGGGUGCUCAUAGUUUAUAUCGAUUGUUGAAUAAGGAUCUGAGAUCCGAAGAUCCAUCUGCAUUGACACCAUGGGGUAAUUAUCUCAAAUUAUUCGAAAUUGCACUUACAAAAUUGCCCAGAGAAAAAAAACGUCUUUGGUGUGGUACGAAGGAUGGCGUCAACAAAAAUUUUAUUAAAGGUAGUGAAAUAAUUUGGCGAAGUGUGAGUUCUUGCUCAACCACACGUAAUGUCAUCAAAAAACUUCUCGGCAACGAUACAAAUGCUAUAUUCUUCAUGAUUGAAGCCGUAAACGGUAGAAAUUUGAGUGGUUAUACAAAAUAUCCAGAUAAAAACGAAGUAUUGCUCGGUCCAGGCACUCGAUUAAGUGUGGAAAGUAAUGAUUUAAAAUUUAAUGAUGGUCUAAAAGUUGUACAUCUAGUAGAAAUAACGGACAACAAUAAUGAAACAUUACCAGCAGUCACGGAUACGAUUAGCAUAACGUCAAAACCAGGAGUUCAUAAUAAGGAAGUAGAAUUUCGACUCUAG